Mercenaria mercenaria is the source of this 4232-nucleotide messenger RNA. RefSeq names its product GPI ethanolamine phosphate transferase 3-like. The transcript is spliced from 2 exons. Gene Ontology annotation, cellular component: endoplasmic reticulum membrane. Gene Ontology annotation, biological process: GPI anchor biosynthetic process. Gene Ontology annotation, molecular function: mannose-ethanolamine phosphotransferase activity. Bases 1010 to 2362 code for a protein of 450 amino acids. NCBI's taxonomy places the organism in Eukaryota, Metazoa, Mollusca, Bivalvia, Venerida, Veneridae. The record is from RefSeq and is a predicted model, not a curated record.
CAGAUAACAGCAUCAAAGUACGAGCCUGGGAGAUACAAGACUGUGUCACAGAUAGACCUGGUACCAACAAUAUCUCUACUUCUUGGUAUUCCCAUACCUUUCUCAAAUCUUGGAACUGUUGUUACAGAUCUGAUGAACCACUGCAGUUGGUCGAAGGACUCCCACAUCAAGGAAGUCUAUCAUUCAGUGGAGGCAUUGCGCGUAAAUGCUGUACAAAUCAGCCGCUACAUCACUGAAUACAUGAAAAUGUCGUCAGAUCUACCAAAGCACAAACUGUUGUUACUAAAUGAACGUUUAAGAAAUGCAGAAAUGCAGCUGCAGACGUUAGUGACCAACAUGUUUACGAAUAAUAAUGCCGGAAAUGCGCACGAGAAGUUGCACUAUUUAGAAAACGAGUAUAAAGAGUACAUGCAAGAAGUGAGAAAGUUUUGUAAAGAAGUUUGGGCAAAAUUUGAUAUGACAUCAAUGGUGUUAGGAAUACUUAUACUGGCGGUGACGCUGUUGGUAAAUAUUUACUUGCUGCAUGUGUCGUCCAGUUUGUCGGAGGACAGAGAUAACGGUACGAUGGUUAUUGUGCUGAUCCUAUCAUUCGUUUUUGUGAUAUUCUCGAUAUUUCAAUCGUUCUAUCUGGACGACGGGGCAGUAAGCAUUAUGGCAUUCAUUUUAGGGCUGUUUGACUUCAUUGCCUUGCGGAUUAUCAUCCUGAUUGCAAGAAACAGCACGCAGAAAUCAGAGAAAAAAUUCGUCUGAAAAUUCAGUAUCGUUCUUACAGAGUAUCGGCAAAAACCUAAAUGCGUCAGUUGACAACAGUUUAACAGCGAUAAUUACUCUUAUUACAUCUUUGAGUUUUUUCUCGAAUAGUUUCGUUGUCUUUGAAGAUGAUGUUACUUUGUUUUUAACACAGACAUGUGUUUGGUUUUUCUUUUUGAAAGUAAUCCUGAAAUUGUGGAAGGAAACCAAAUUUACAAAGGAUCAUCCGAAGACGAAAUCAAAGUCAGUAAGAACAGAUAUGAAGAAAUUUUCUUCACAGUCAGUAAUUUUAGUUUUGAUGCUUACAUUUGCUUGUAGUGUGUGUGUUAGAUUGUCUGCAAAUUUCCGAACUAAACGGGAAGAGCAAAUGACUGAAGAAGAAGCAGCAGGAGAGACAGGUGAAACAAAUUUGGACACAAAUAAAAACAUGACUUAUUUUCUUAGUGUAGCAUGCCUUCUAGUCAGUAUUUAUUUACCACGUAAAUGGCUCGCGGAAAGCGGGAAUCUCAACAGCGCUAGUUUUUCGACACUUUGUGCACGAUAUUUAAUGCCUGUCGCAGCGUUUGCGACUGUUUUGUUCUGGGCUAUGCAGCAUCUUCCAAACAAGAUUUUGGAUUCUCUGCCAGUUUGGCAGCAAGUUUUGCUACCACAGACUGUAUACAUUAUUGUUAUAAUCUCAUUUAUUGCCUUCGUGAUCUCACCUAUGCUUGUGUAUACACUGCCAAAACAAAACAACCAAAUGUCCAUACCAUCAACUCAAAAUGGAAAGGAUAUCUUUCAGAAAGUGUUCAAGUACGGUAAAAGUAACUGGGAAAGCAAUAGUGCCAUAACCAACGAUACUCAAAACGAUGUGCCAAAGGUUUUCGGGUUAGGAACAGUGUAUUCUGCCGCUAUCAUGUAUAAUGGCAUGGCAUUCAUUUUAUUACUGUCCUUGUUGUUAGGUGAGGGAUUAUCGCCAAGUUUUCUUACAGCCAUUUGUGGCAUUUUCUGCUUUUUUGAGUUGUUUACGAUCUGUGUUAAGUUGUGUAGAGAAAGUGACUUGUUGCCAAAUGGCCUUUUGACAAUGUCGCUGAUGAUAGCAAAUUAUUUUUAUGGCUUUGGACAUCAAGCAACGAUACCUGCUAUACGAUUUGAAGCUGCAUUUAUAGGUUUCAGCGGUAACUGGGAAAACAAAAUCAUACCAGCAUUUCUGAUUCAUAGCAAUAUGUUUGCUGCAGAAAUAUUUUUCACAUUUUUAGUGCCAUUGUUAAUUCUUUUGCCGUGUACAAAAGGUGAGAUCGUGGAAUACUUCUCGUUUUGGAGAGACAGUCGAGAAAAUCAUUGGCAGGGUGAUUUUGUGAUGCACGAAAAUCAGAAAGUUUUCCGUCAUCUUCAAAUGAAGAUAUUUUUCUCAUUGUACUUGUACCAAGGAUUUAAACUCUCGGCUAGCAUUUUGGCGGCAGCUAUUCAUAAACGACAUCUGAUGGUAUGGAAAAUUUUUGCGCCAAGAUUCGUUUAUCAGGCGAUGUCAACAUUCACAGUAUUUGCUGUAGCAAUCAUUGUCACCAUGGUUCUGGCAAGAGUGAAUUCUUCGCUGACAAAAGGGAUGGCAAAAAUUAAGCAAAAUUCUUGAAAAGAUAUCUGUUAAGAUAACAGAAAUUUUAUGAGAGUGAAUUCUUCACAGACAAUAUGGAUGGCAAAAAUUAAGCAAAAUUCUUUUAAAAAGUCUGUGUAGAUGAAAAUUUUUAGAAGUGAAAUUUUUCAUGGCAAAGGUGAAGUAAAAAGCAAAAUGCUUCAGUGAUGUUUGUAAAAAUGUUUGAGUGAAUAGAAAGUUAUGAAGGUCACUACUCAUUUGUCAUUUUGAUUAUUGUGGCAAUGUUUUCUUGACAAAAUGGCAGAAAAUGGAUUUUUAGAUUACAAUGUAGAUGUUUGAUGAAACGUAACAGUUUGUCAGUGCAAAAUGUAGAGAUGGUACAUAAAAAUUCAAAUUGCAUCUGAUAGUACUUUCUGUUGAAAACUUAUUACUGGAGUACCUCAAUCAUAUAAUAGUUCAGUUUUCAUACUUGAUUUUUCAUGCUGAAAGGCAAUAUUUAAUCCGAAAAAUUUGGUCCUACUUGAAAAAUUGAAACAAGUGACAGAUAAGUCUCUAGGACUAUUUAUUAUCUGAACUAAGUAUGCAUAAAUUUGGAUGUGCUUCCCCAAAAAAUAGUUUACUUCAAGAUCUAUGAAUAGUGAUUCAAACAAAAAAGAUGAGCAUUAUCGUUCAUUUUCAAACAAACUAAUUCAAAGACAAUUUUAUUUAUUUAUUACCGCCGAUAAUUAUAGGUAUGGUAUGAUCAUAGGAAAGAAGACAUUAUUCAUGAGAAAAAAAUACAAAUAGACUAUAUGAACAUGAUGAAAAGACUUUAUGAAAUUUACGACAUCGAAUCCCUCAACAUUUUACAAAAUUCGUUUUCCAAGAAUAAUGAAGGCCUCAAAUUGUAUGAGUCAAAAACAGAGCGAUAUAAAAAUGUAUAUUCUAUCUGAUGGUCACCCCAAAACCAUACCAAAAACUGUGCCAAAAGAAGUAAUUUUACUUUAUAUAACACACACCUUGUGUUUACAAAUGUACCUAAUUUGCAUAUUUAUAUGACUGAGGUGUGCGGAAUCGCAUUUACCUUGUGGAAUCUGCAGUUAAAGAAACUUCUGUUAAUAUAAUGCAGACAUUCUUUAGUAUAAAUAAAAUGGUUGUGUUAGUUAAAAAGAAAUGACAAUCACCUUUCUUUAGCUAAUUCACCAAAACAACGAAGCCGAUGUCACUGUCAAAAAUAUUGUUAAGUGUGAGAUAAGCGAUAUGCUUCAGUUUUGCUCUUGAUUUGUUGUUGUCGUUGAAUACUUAGCCUUAGGUACCAUCUCUAAAAAAUGUAUUGAAAUUUUGUCUGAUGUACUGUUUGUCAUUGGACAGCAGUUUAAAUUCAAAUUAACCAAAAAUUUAAAAGGGAACUGAUUACAUUUGUUAAUUUACAUUGAGAUACCAUAGGUUGUUAGAAUAGUGCCUAUGAUGAGCCAACCAGUACUGUACACUACUGCUUAGAAGCUGUAUUGAAUGUCUUCUUUAUUAUGAUGUUAAAGUGGAUGUACUCCAGAUUUUUCUUUUUUUUUCAACGAUAUUUUUUGUUAGCCAAGGGGCGCAACUAAGGUGUAGCCUUUGAUGUGUAAUAACUGAUUUAUCUCCCUAUACUGGAAGUGCUCUUGAUCUUGUUUCAAAACUUUAUUCUUGUAAUCUUAAAAUCUUAAUUAUUGAAGUGUUUAGUAAUUAUUUUAUAUAAUUAUAAUUAAGUCUGAUUGUAAAUGUAGAUAAUUUCAACAUUUGUAUCUGAUAUCAUGUUAAUUAGUAUUUAAGAAUUCUCUUUUUAUGUCAUGGUGCAUGCAUUUCAUAUUGGUGCAGUAUUUUGUAUUUAAUUACAGUUCAAAUGACAAAUUGAUUAAAAUGUUUCACAAUGCAAACUUACCCUUGAUCUUUU